AUGCAACUGGAGUUAAGCAAGUGCAAGAACAGCGUUGUUGGGGGUGAGUUCUUGAGGGGUGUUUCGGGUGGGGAGAGAAGAAGGGUUAGCAUAGGCCAAGAAUUACUCGUAAACCCUAGCUUGCUCUUCUUGGAUGAGCCCACGUCUGGACUCGAUUCGACGACGGCACAGCAGAUUGUGUCGGCAUUGUGGGAUUUGGCAAGUGGAGGAAGAACAAUUGUGAUGACCAUACAUCAACCUUCAAGUAGGAUUUUCUACAUGUUUCAUAAGGUGGUGUUGUUAUCGGAAGGGAAUUGUUUGUAUUUCGGAAAAGUAUCGGAGGUCAUGGACUAUUUUUCGGGCAUUGGCUAUGUCCCAUUGGUAGCUAUGAAUCCUGCGGAUUUUCUGUUGGACCUUGCCAAUGGUCUGGCACCUGAUGGAUCGCAUGAAAACAAGAGCAAGGUGAAGCAGAGCCUAGCCUUGGCCUAUAAGCACAACCGUUUAUAUAAUUUGAAAGCUCAACUUCAACGGGAGCAACUUCAAGAAACCAACUCCAGCCAUUUUCAAGAUGGAUCAGAAGACAAGAACUUUGCGAAAUGGCCCACUACUUGGUGGCAGCAAUUCUCUGUGUUGCUUAGGAGAGGACUGAAAGAGAGGAGGCACGAGUCCUUCUCUGGUAGCCAGAUUAACCAGGUUGUGGCGGUGGCUCUUCUUGCUGGGCUACUAUGGUGGCAGUCAAAUAUUUCCAACUUGCAGGAUCGGACUGGGCUUCUCUUCUUUAUGUCUGAAUUUUGGGGGUUUUUCCCUCUGCUCCAAGCAAUUUUCACCUUCCCCCAAGAGCGCAAGAUGCUUGAAAAGGAAAGAUCUUCAGGCACAUACAUGCUCUCCUCUUAUUUCAUAUCAAGGAUUGUUGCUGAUCUCCCCAUGGAGCUUGCCCUUCCAACCCUAUUUGUCACCAUAACAUAUUGGAUGGCAGGGCUCAAACCCACAGCAGGACACUUUUUCCACACCUUGCUUGUUCUGCUACUCAGUGUGUUAGUGGCUCAAGGCAUGGGGCUUGCUCUUGGGGCUCUGGUAAUGGACCAAAAAAAGGCUGCAGUACUUGCAUCAGUCCUCAUGGUGUCAUUUCAGCUAGCUGGAGGUUUCUUUGUUCAACAUGUUCCUGCUUUCAUUGCUUGGAUCAAAUACAUUUCCAUCAUUAACUACUCAUACAAGCUCUUGCUGGGGUCUCAAUACAAUGAAAAUGACACUUACCUAUGUGAUAGUGGGGUUUGCUUGGUUAGAGAUUUCCCAAGUAUAAAACAUGUUGGGCUUAGUGGACAAAUAGGUGCAGCGGUUGCUUUGGCCAUAAUGCUUGUGGGUUAUAGGCUAAUUGCUUAUAUAGCUCUCAUGAGGACUGGGUUGAAUGGAAAGGAGAGGUGGUUAGUUCAUGAGGGAAGAGAGAAUAACAGAGAAGGAGAGGCAAAAGAAAAUCAGUAUUUUACUUUAUAUGCAGACAGUGACAACAUGAAGCUAAAAGAAUUGCAAAGGCAUAAUUGGAUGCAAGAGAAGCUGAUGUUGAUACUUGAAUCGUCUGAUGAAGAGAACAUGAUACAGUCCCCUUCUGUCAACAAUGUCUUGAAUCUCCAUCUGUCAACAAUGUGA
Molecule: messenger RNA, 1623 nt
Organism: Prunus armeniaca (apricot)
Lineage: Eukaryota; Viridiplantae; Streptophyta; Magnoliopsida; Rosales; Rosaceae
Source: the annotation of a GenBank genome assembly